Fomitiporia mediterranea MF3/22 is the source of this 369-nucleotide messenger RNA. RefSeq lists its product as uncharacterized. NCBI's taxonomy places the organism in Eukaryota, Fungi, Basidiomycota, Agaricomycetes, Hymenochaetales, Hymenochaetaceae. The coding region runs from base 1 to 369 and encodes 122 amino acids. The transcript has a single exon. The record is from RefSeq and is a predicted model, not a curated record.
AUGAGUAUGCACAAUUUGGAGUAUGAAGAGACUCACUCGGGAGACAUAAACAUCCUGAGCAACACUCGUCAAGUCAUCGAAUUCAGACGAAGCCAUUGUCUGCAGCUGUAUCGGGAUAUUGGGAUGCAACGCAGUGAGGUACCCAGACAAGUCACUUUAAGCAGUCGAGCCCCACUGAGCUGUAGGGACACAAGCGCAGACGACGACAUCGGGGCAGAUAUGUGGCAGUUAAGUCGGCCAUGUAUCAUGCGGGACCGAAAGCAGAAUCACUCCAGGCAUGAUGAUUUACCUAGUGAGGCGAAACCGUAUUCGGCCGAUCAGGCAGAAGCGUUCGCAGAUCAGCACGAUGUCCCCUAUCAGCUCAAAUAG